Messenger RNA from Calliphora vicina (urban bluebottle blowfly), 3669 nucleotides. It is a transcript of the gene Oseg4, whose product is annotated as intraflagellar transport protein Oseg4. Gene Ontology annotation, molecular function: protein binding. The transcript has 12 exons. The record is from RefSeq and is a predicted model, not a curated record. Gene Ontology annotation, biological process: non-motile cilium assembly; intraciliary retrograde transport; protein localization to cilium. Lineage: Eukaryota; Metazoa; Arthropoda; Insecta; Diptera; Calliphoridae. The coding region runs from base 1 to 3585 and encodes 1194 amino acids. Gene Ontology annotation, cellular component: non-motile cilium; intraciliary transport particle A.
AUGUUUGUGUAUUUAAGUAAAAAGAUUGCUAUACCAAAUAAUGUGAAAUUAAAUUGCAUUUCCUGGAAUAAAGAACAAGGCUACAUAGCUGUAGCAGGUACAGAUGGCUUACUCAAGGUAUUAAAACUGGAACAAGCUUCUAAUGGCCAAAAUAAAGGUGGUUUGGCAGCGGUAUCAAAUUUGUCUAUGAAUCAAACAUUGGACGGACAUAAAGACGCCGUAAAAGUGGUAGUAUGGAAUGAUGCCCAACAAAAAUUAACAUCAUCCGAUGUUGAUGGUGUUAUAAUGGUGUGGAUGUUGUACAAAGGCUCUUGGUAUGAAGAAAUGACCAAUGACCGUAAAAAGUCUACAGUCAAUGGUAUGCAUUGGACUUCAGAUGGCUCCAGAAUAUGCAUUGUUUAUGAGGAUGGUGCUAUCAUAGUCGGUUCCGUUGAUGGCAAUCGAAUUUGGGGAAAAGAAUUAAAAAAUACUCAUCUAAGUGGCGUUCAAUGGAGCCCUGACAAUCGUUUACUUCUAUUUAGUUUGGCUAAUGGAGAAUGUCAUUUGUAUGACAAUCAAGGAAAUUUUGCGAUGAAAUUAAACAUACAAUGUGUGGGACUCAAUGUAAAUCGCCACAAUAGUGUUACGGCAUUAAGUUGGUUUAGUGGCAAAACUUCUACAAAUCGGCCAGUCUUAGCCAUAUGUUAUGAGACUGGAAAAGUCCAAAUUAUGGUCGAUGAAAAUGAUGAUGCACCCACAAUUUUGAAUACCAACAUGUGUAUAACGGAUGCAAAAUGGAAUCAUGAUGGUUCUGUUAUAGCCAUAUGUGGACGUCUAGAAGAAAUAUCAAAUACAAAAGAACUAAAUCAAGUUAGUUUCUAUUCACCCUAUGGACAUUUGUAUAGAACCCUUAAAGUACCGGGCAAUCAAAUAACAUCCAUCUCGUGGGAGGGCAAAUCUUUGCGCAUAGCUAUGGCGGUGGAUUCUUUUAUAUAUUUUGCCAACAUACGUCCCGAUUAUCGGUGGUGUUAUUUUGAAAAGACAGUGGUAUUUUUGAGUGAUAAAAGUAAUGGCAAAUCGAAUAAUCUAAGUGUAAUAACAUUUUGGAACACUAGCUCAAAUCAGAGUUUUCUUAAAGAAGUUGAGCAUUGUUUGGCAAUGGCAGCAUGUAAUGAACAUUGUGUUUUGGCUGUGGAGUGUAUUAAUGGUACCCUUAAGGAUUUGGCUUUAACAUCUGUGGAGCGUAAAAAUGCCGAUGACAAAUUGUAUCAGUUGUUAUUGUGUAAUUCGAUUGGUACUACGGUGGAUUCGAAAUAUACUGAAGUAUGUCCAAAUUUUAUUGGCAUUAAUUCGAAUUAUGUGGCUAUAGCUUCUAAAGAUGAAAUUUUAUUAUGGCACUAUCAUACUCCCAAGAGUGCCUCUCAAUUGCACAAUGUUAAAUCUCGCAAAGAGAAACGUUUCCACAUUGAUGACACACCCACUGGCAUAGAUUUAACUAAAGAUUUGGUGGUUUCAAGGACAAGUCAAGAACAUGCUGAAAAUAAUACAGAUUUUAUAUGCAGUCUAGCUAUAUCGGAGAAAACGUUAUUGGUGGCUAGAGAAUCGGGUAUUAUAAAUGAGUAUAGCAUACCAAAUGUGGCUCUAAGAAAUCGUCAUAAAAUUGGAAGUAAAAUUAUUAAAAUGUCUGUCAACUGCAAUUCAUCACGAGCUGCUUUAAUUGACUCAAAUGGUGUUAUGACACUUUUGGACUUGGAUGAUAAUCGUGAAACUCAACUCAAUUUUAGUCGUGUAGAACGCAAAGAUGUUUGGGCCAUUUGCUGGGCUAACGACAAUCCUCUGCUAUUGGCUCUCAUGGAAAAAACACGCAUGUAUAUAUUUAGAGGGAAUGAUCCUGAGGAACCCAUUGCAUGUUCUGGUUAUAUAUGCACCUUUGAAGAUUUAGAAAUCACCAGUGUAUUAUUGGAUGAUAUUAUAAGUGGCGAGGAAUCACAAAAUUCCCUUAGUCAUAUACUGCAAUUGAAAGUCAAGUCCUUAAGGGAUACAGAUGAUCUGCUGCAACAUGUUGGCCUUGAAGAUGCCAAACAAUUUAUUGAAGAUAAUCCUCAUCCUCGUUUGUGGCGUCUAUUGGCAGAAGCGGCCUUAAAAAAGUUGGAUCUUGAUACAGCUGAAAAUGCGUUCGUAAGAUGUUCGAAUUAUCAGGGUAUACAACUGGUGAAACGUUUGCGAAACAUACCAUCGGAAAUGUUGCAGAAAGCAGAAAUAGCGGCUUUUUAUGGUGAAUUUGAGGAGGCGGAAAAGUUGUAUAUCGAUGGUGAUCGUAGAGAUUUGGCUAUAAAUUUGCGUAUAACUCUGUGUGAUUGGUUUCGAGUGGUACAGCUGUAUAGAAUGGGUUCGGGAAUUUCCGAUCAACAAAUGGAAACAGCUUGGCGUCAAAUAGGUCAUCAUUUUGCCAGCCUCCGGUCUUGGGAAAGUGCCAAGGAAUAUUAUGAUAAAUCUCAUAACAUAGAAGGUCUUAUGGAAUCUUUGUAUCACUUGGAACAAUUCGAAGAAUUGGAAAAAUGCAUAGAUAAAUUGCCGGAAAAAAGUCCGUUACUUUCGAAAAUAGCUGAAAUGUUGGCCUCAGUUGGCAUGUGCUCUGAAGCUGUUAAUGCUUAUUUGAAGCUAGGUGAUCCCAAAUCGGCCGUCAAUACCUGUGUUAAUCUGCGUCAAUGGGGCCAGGCUGUAGAGUUAGCCCAGAAAUUCAAAAUGCCACAAGUUAGUGUUUUGUUAAGUAAACAUGCUGCCCAACUUUUAAAAGACGGCCGUCUGCCCGAAGCUAUUGAAUUGCAAAAGAAAGCCGGGCGUUACUUAGACGCUGCACGCCUUAUGACCAAAUUAGCCGAACGUGAACUUGAAAAACGCUCUAAUUUAUUGCGCAUCAAAAAGCUUUACGUUUUGGCAGGACUUUUAACUGAACAGCAUUUAAAAAGUUUAGCUUCAAGUUCAGCUGAAACUCCGGCCUAUAACAUUGAUCGCAUAAGUAUUAUGGAUACAAUGUCUCCCGAAGAUUCGGCUACCAUAGAACGUAUUUGGCAUUGUGCAGAAGCUUUUCAUUUUAUGUUAUUGGCCCAAAGACAGCUAAGAUUUGGGAUUGUACACAGUGCUGUCAUAACUGCUUUGCGUUUGAGAGAAUACGAAGAUGUUCUAAUCGCUGAAGAUAUAUACAGUCUUUUAGCUUUAGCCAGUUGUGCUGACAGAUCUUUUGGCACUUGCUCCAAGGCUUUCAUCAAGCUGGAAUCAUUGGAAAAUUUGCCGGAGAAAAGCCAAAAAGAAUACGAAGAGUUGGCGGUAAAUAUUUUUUCGAAAAACGAACCCAUCGAUGAUAAAGUUGAUUUUAUAACAUGUUAUUCAUGCACAAAUGCCGUAGCAGAUUGUUUACCAGCAUGUAACACUUGUGGAGCUCGUUUUCCUCCUUGUAUAUCAUCAGGAAAACCUAUUACACAACCGACUGCUAAUAUUUGGAUAUGUGGAACUUGUCAGCACUGUGCCUCCCCCAUGGAAAUAACACGACAUCGAACCUGUCCAUUGUGUCAUAGUUUGAUUUUAUCAAUGACUUUAGAAGUGUAAAACUUUCACGCCGUACAAUUUAAUUAAAAUGGUCUCAUUUAAACUUAAUCUUAAUAAAAUAUUUUAAUUGGAAAAAUAAAAAAA